AUCCAUCCACCCAUCCAUCCAUCAUCUUCCCAUCAUGUCCACCCCCGGAGAUUCAGCCUCCACAGCCAAGCCACAGCGACUUCUGUCCUGCGUGCAUUGUCAGCGGCGCAAGAUCAGAUGCGACCGGAAUUCGCCCUGUGCCAACUGCCUGCGUGCUGGCGCCGACUGCGUGUCCGCCACGCGCCAGCGACGUCGCCGCUUUGCCGAGCGUGACCUGUUGGACCGUCUGCGCCAUUAUGAAAACUUGCUGCGUCGGAACAAUAUCGCCUUCCAACCCUUACAUCCUUCGCGUGACGACCCGACCUCACCCGGCGAAGGUGACCCAUGUUCACGCAGAUCGGAGGCGGAUCAGUCAACAGAUGCGCAGCCCAAGGCAGUUAAUGCGUGGCAUGCCAUCAACCAAAGGACGGUGGAUGCAAGUGAUGCCGGCCCUGAUGGUGAAGGGCCCCAUGGUGGCCUCGGCCAGGACGUGAGUCAAAACGUGAUUAUGACGACCUGGAAUCAUAUGUACCAGCGCGAUCGGAAUAAUCAUCUCUUGUUCGGCCCUGCAACUACCGACAUGGAUCUGCCAGCCGCACACCCCGACCAGGCCCGCAUCUUUCGACUCUGGCAGACGUAUCUGGAUAACGUUGACCCACUGCUCAAGGUCACUCACUCCCCGACCCUGCAGUCUCGCAUCAUCGAUGCUGCAGCCAAUCUAGCUCAAGUCCCACCAGCAUUCCAGGCACUCAUGUUCAGCAUCUACUGCAUGGCUGUGCUCAGUAUGACGGACGACGAGUCUCAGAGGACGCUGGGUGCCACUCGGAAAGAGAAACUCGCUGCGUACCAGCUCGCCUGCCAGCAGGCGCUCCGAGAUUGUGACGUUUUCAGAUCUGCGGAUCGCGACAGCCUGACAGCCUUGUUUCUCUACUUGGUGUCUAUACGGGCGGACACCGACCCUCGAACCUUGUCUUCUAUGCUGGCGGUGGCGAUCCGCAUUGCUCGACGUAUGGACCUUGACCGAGAGGCAGCCAACGCGCGCUGUCUGGCGUUAGAAGGGGAGAUGCGUCGCCGAUUGUGGUGGGCUCUGGUGCUUUUCGACAGUCGGAACUGCGAAAUGUGUGACUACCGACUAGUCCCCUUAGACCCCACCUGGGAUUGUCGGCCCCCAUCCAAUAUACAUGACUUUGACCUCCGGCCUGAGAUGAAAACACUGCCCACAGGCCACGACCGACCGACCGAAGCGGUCUUCAUCGUGGCCCGGAGUGAGAUUGCGGACUUCAUCCGGCACAGCCCUUGCCACCUGGAUCUUACCAACCCAGUCUUUCACCGCAUGGUGGACAGGUCGCAACAUCCCGGAGACUUGGUCGAUCUUGAGGACAGUAUAGAGCAAAACCUUCUCGCCUCCUGCAGUCCUGAUAAUCCUUUACAGUACAUGACCCUGUGGGCGGCACGCGGAAUGUUGGCGAAAAGUCACCUCCUCAAGUACUGCACUGAACAGGCGAAAGCCACUGAUGGGUCCAGUGAACAGGCGCUAAAUACUGCUCUAACACAGGCUCUCACUAUGCUCGACUCCGACACGAGACUGAUGACUUCCCCACUUACAGCAGGAUAUCGAUGGUCUUUACUCGUAUAUUUUCCCCUGCCGGCCUACAUAUACAUCCUCCGAGAUCUGCAAAGACGACCGGAGAAGCACACCGACUCAAUCUGGGAAGCAAUGGGCAAGAACUAUGAAGCACGAAAGAUGGGUAUCAUGGCGAACGAGUCCCCGCUUUUCGUGGUCUUUGCGCGUCUCGUGCUCCAAGCCUGGGAGGCGCAAGAGAUAGCCUCCUCUGACCGGAAGCUGCAGCCACCGUGGAUGGUGACGGAUGUUCGCAGAAGGAUUCUAGAAAUAAGAGCAUCCUUUGCGGGCAAGAAUAAUCUGGGACCCGCAAGUAGCAGUCCAACACCCGCUGGAGGACCGCACGAACCUCUUAGCCCAAUGGCGGCCAACACGGGCGCUGGGAGUCAUGGCUCCGCUGGUGAACCAGACCUGCCAGGUUCCACGUUUGCGGAUGCCCUCGACUAUGCUUCCCUAUUUGGUGCAAAUCAGAUGGGAGUUGAUCUGAACCAGUUGUACCUGUCUCCGAUGGACUGGAUCUUUGGUCAGCCAUAG
Molecule: messenger RNA, 2134 nt
Organism: Aspergillus saccharolyticus JOP 1030-1
Lineage: Eukaryota; Fungi; Ascomycota; Eurotiomycetes; Eurotiales; Aspergillaceae
Product: Zn(II)2Cys6 transcription factor
Exons: 4
Coding region: 35-2134 (699 amino acids)
Biological process (GO): DNA-templated transcription; regulation of DNA-templated transcription
Molecular function (GO): zinc ion binding; DNA binding; DNA-binding transcription factor activity, RNA polymerase II-specific
Source: RefSeq, a predicted model, not a curated record